AUGGAUGGAGUGGAAGAACCUAAUAGCUUCCCCAAUAAGAGCUGUGUUGCUCUAAAGUGCGAUAGGACCCACGCUGCAAAGUGUGAUACACCGUCCAUAAAUAUAGGUCUAUGUGGAAACGAUGUUCCAACGACACAAAGUACUUACUCAUCUGAAGCAACGCCAUGUGUAAAGACCACGACACAAAGCACACACUCAGCUGUAGUGACGUCAGAUGUCAAGACCACGACACAAAGCAUACACUCAGAUGUAGUGACGUCAGAUGUCAAGACCACGACACAAAGCACAAACUCGACUGAAGUGACGUCAGAUGUCAGGACCACGACACAGAGCACACAUUUGGCUGAAGUGACGUCAGAUGUCAAGACCAUGACACAAAGCACACGCUCAGCUGUAGUGACGUCAGAUCUCAAGACCACGACACAAAGCACACACUCGGCUGAAGUGACGUCAGAUGUCAAAACCACGACACAAAGCACACACUCGGCUGAAGUGAAUUCAGAUGUCAGGACCACGACACAAAGCACACCCACAGCUGGAGCAAUUGCUGUUGUCCCGACGAUGUCUACCAAUGUUGUGCCCACAGCUUACAAUAACACUCUGGUUGAUGGUAUCUGUGAAGAGUGUUGUGUCAAAAACAAUAAGAGCAACCAACUCAGCCAUGAAGAGUUGAAAAGUGUCAUAAAAGAAUUGAAAUCUCAGCUGGCUGUAAACAAAAACAACUUGUCAACAAACCGCCGGAAACUCAUCAGUGUUUACGACUCUCGGCCAAGCAGUGUCGCCAUGGGAGGUGUGGCUAUAGCCAUUAUGAUUGUAAUCCCCGGUAUCAUCGUUAUCCCAGACAUGGUCAACCUUGGCAGGUUCUUCUACAGACGGCAAAAUAAACUCUUAAUCUAG
Molecule: messenger RNA, 897 nt
Organism: Mizuhopecten yessoensis (Yesso scallop)
Lineage: Eukaryota; Metazoa; Mollusca; Bivalvia; Pectinida; Pectinidae
Product: mucin-3A-like
Exons: 2
Coding region: 1-897 (298 amino acids)
Source: RefSeq, a predicted model, not a curated record